Molecule: messenger RNA, 1170 nt
Organism: Symbiodinium sp. CCMP2592
Lineage: Eukaryota; Dinophyceae; Suessiales; Symbiodiniaceae
Source: the annotation of a GenBank genome assembly
AUGCGUGUGCUGGGAGCUCUGUGGGUUUUGUUGGCCCUUUUUGAGGACGGCUGCAAUUUCGACCAACACCGAGCCUUCCUGGCACAGAAGAGAGCGCAGACAACGCACCAGAUCAAGGACCCUACUGAGACAUUACGUCUCGGACCCGCUUGGGAAAAGCGGGCGCAGGAGCAACAAGAAUCCAAUACCACCAUGGCCGAGCCGUGGAGGUGCUCGAAGUGCAAGGUCUUCUGCAAGGCGAAUGCAGAAUUCUGCAGCCGCUGUGGAGGGCGAUGGAACAACUGCAUGGAGAGAGGGAUGGAGGCAGAGGCAAUGGUGCUUGGACAUACUCGGCCCCAUCUUGGGAAGCCGCAACACCUCGCCGCCAGAAAACCCAGUCGCCCAGGAGGCGAGGUGGGCAAAGGGGGCAAGGCUGCCGACAAAGGCAAAGGAACAGGGAAGGCACAGAAGCCGCCAGCCCGGACGGAUGUGCACUUCCCGAGCUUGGCGGAGCUACCUCAGCCGCCCGUUCCUCGCAUACCACCCAAGCCACCGACUACGAGUUCGCAGCCGGCGAUGACCGAAGACCGUCGCUUGCUGUCAGAGAUAUUAGCUGCCAUACCCAAGGAGAGUUUGCCAGCGGAUCUCUUGCAGCGUGCGGGCCAGCAAGCUCGCAAAGAUCUGGAACAGCUUCGGCGCGACAAUGCUUCUUUCACGGCCUCACGGGAGCACUACGUCGGGCAACUACUCGAACUCUGGAAGAAGCAGGGUGCUUCGCGUCUGGAGUCGAUGGCGGCCUUCGAGGAGAAGGAGGCCGAGUUGUCAAGCAGAUUGGCUCUGCUGGCCCAACUUCUGGCGAUUGCUACUCAGGAGGAGAAAGACAGCGAGAGGUCGGGCAAAGAACUGAACGACGAGAAUGCCAUGGAGGAGAUCGAGGAGGCGGAAGCAGCAGUGGAGACGGCUGCCAGUACAGAGAGCGAGGUCCGCGCCAGAUACCGGAAAGCUCGCGAAAAGUUCAAAGCGCAGCAUGCGCAGAUCGAAGGUCUGCUUCUCGAGGCACAGGAAGAUGCAGCGGCUGCAACCCGAGAAGGGAGCCGCACGCCACGCAGGCGAACCAAGGAGGAGCCCACCGAAGCGCCGGUGGAUCUGACCGCCGAAUCGCCCCCUGGCGAGGCCCGACCCAUGGCCUGA